Molecule: messenger RNA, 2631 nt
Organism: Suillus plorans
Lineage: Eukaryota; Fungi; Basidiomycota; Agaricomycetes; Boletales; Suillaceae
Product: heterokaryon incompatibility protein-domain-containing protein
Exons: 9
Coding region: 89-2572 (827 amino acids)
Molecular function (GO): protein binding
Source: RefSeq, a predicted model, not a curated record
CCGCGCGCUUGAUGAUGCACUCGAGUCCAUCAGUAUUCAAGAUUCCUUGACCGGUUGGAUCUCCAAGGGCAUCGCCCUCUGCGGAAAAAUGCAGGUCGAGGACGGGAUGGAAGCAUUUGACCUCGCGUUCAUGUUUACCAACGAAUACUCAAAGACUACCCAUAUUCUCCUCCUGAUUAAGGCCAUCGCUUAUUUCAAUGCAAAUCAACACGAGCACGCCAUCAUGCGCAUCCAAAGGUUGGAUAACGUUUGUCUUAAGGCAGAUAUUCCUGUUUGUCAUAUCGUGGAAGCGUACCUACGUCUCCAACUGGGGAUAAACGCCUUUGAUAGUGCCUAUGAAAACGAAGCUGAUGAACACUUCGCUGUCAUUAUCAAUACCAUCGCUUCCACCUCUCAGUCAGCCAUUCAUUCUACAUAUGAGGACUUCGUCGUGCUCUUUGGAUGGAACCUCAAGGAACUGUGGCAAAUUGCAAGCCAGAGACGGUGCGAUGCACUCCUCCGGGCAGGUAUGCUUCGAGAAGCCCAUGAAUCGUAUCGAUAUAUGAUGGAUAUGAGCGACGAAGCGACCAAGGCUAACUGCCUUGGUUGGUCCACUGUUUUCAAGCAAAGAUGCAGUGCGCUCUAUACUGUCGACGGAGAUGCCCUUCCGGCGAGCGGAGAUGCUGCAUUGGAUGCACACGAUUUCGAUAAAGCUAUUGAUCUGUACUCGGCGGCGAUCGACUUGGAUUUUGCAACCGAGGCUAUCUUUGCAAACCGCAGUAAGGCUAGGUUAGAAGAAAUGCUAUGGGACGAUGCACUCUUCGAUGCGAAAAAGGUCAUCGAACUCAGCCCUUCCUCUUAUCUUGGAUACCAGUUGAAACAUGCGGCGAUGCAUGGCGCACAACACUAUGAGGAAGCCAUCGAAGCUUUCCAAGUUAUGCUAUCCAAGUUGGACAAUUCUGCCGACACUCAGUUACAAGAGCUGCGCCGACAAUAUCUCAGUCCAUCCGAAGCAGAGGCUGUGAUUGAAAGGACCAUUUAUUUCGAACUUGAAUGCGCCCCGCUUCGUCUACUUACAUACCCGCUGGCACAGAUACAUGCCUUCAGGACGAGCGCGGAGUACAAGGAGCUUCUGUCAUCCACAACGAAGCAUGCAGAUCUCCGCACAGAGCGCAUCGAAGAAGUGGUGGCGAAAUACUUUAGUUACGUCAUGCUAUCACAUAGGUGGGAGAGGCAUGAGCCAUUACUGUUCGACAUCCAGGACAAAGUGGUGUACGACUUGGAUUCCGUUGGCGGCGUCGCGAAGUUGCAGUCAUUCUGCAAAACUGCUCGUACGGCUGGGUACCGAUGGGGGUGGAUUGAUACAUGCUGCAUCGACAAAAGUAAUAAUGCCGAGUUCCAAGAAUCGAUCAACUCCAUGUUUGCCUGGUAUCGCCAUUCAGCGCUUACGAUUGUCUAUCUCUCGGAUGUUCUGCCUUCGUCCAAAUCUGGCGCAAUGGCAAAGAGCGCUUGGAACACUCGAGGAUGGACAUUACCGGAAUUACUUGCCCCCAAAAUCAUUCGCUUCUAUCAAAGUGAUUGGACUUUGUAUCUAGAUGACCACUCUCCCAACCACAAGCAGUCUGUCGCGAUCAUGCGGGAGUUGGAGUAUGCAACGGGCAUAGAUGCACGGACUCUUGUCACCUUCCGUCCCGGUAUGAGAGAUGCCCGAGAGAAACUACAAUGGGCAUCGACACGCGUCACCACCGUGCAUGAAGACGUCGCAUACUCGUUGAUGGGUAUCUUUGGUAUCAACCUACCUGUGAUGUAUGGCGAGACGAAGCAAUAUGCGCUCGGGCGUCUCUUGCAGGAGGUUGUGACUCAGUCAGGCGACCUCACUGCUCUCGACUGGAUCGGGAAACCAUCCAAAUUCAACAGCUGUCUUCCUGCGGACAUCACUUCAUAUGCAACCCCACCGUACACGCUACCAUCUAUAUCUGAAGAUGAGAUGGAGAGAUCGGUCUCAUCACUGAAGAACACUGUGGUUAUCGAGUCGGCUUUGAAAUUGUACAGAAAACUGGACCGCUGGAGCGGUCCACAUUUUUCUCACUGCCGGCUUCAUCUGCCAUGCAUCACAUUCCCUGUCACGGCAGUCAGACGGAGGCUCGUUGAACACGAGGAGACCCAUUUAACGUAUGAAGUCAAGACAGACGGGCUUCAUAACGUGAAGAUUACCACGGAGGAGAAGUUACCUCAGUUCUCACGAGGAAGACCCACUCGACAGUCAUUCUUACUCGUCCGUCCCUGGGAUCCUCGUCUCCUUGGGCUACCUGACUUUUUAGACGACGAGCAGAGCGUGGAUGAUUGGAGUGAGCUGGAAUCACUAUCAUCAUGUUCAUCCUCUGGAGAACAGUGGUUGGUCCGUUCGGAAUCUCACUCACAAGCGUUACGAUUACUGUUUCGCCUUGGACAGCCUUUCACCGCAUUUUUGCUAGCGCAGCAACGCGGUGGAGAAUACAAGAGAAUUGCGUCAGAUCGUCAUAUUAUUGCACAAGUUCAAGACAUUGCUUCUGUUCGCCACAUGAUGGACGUCAGGAUGUUGGAGAUAUUGUAACUGUAAGAGCAUGAUAAUAUACCCGGAGAAUAUAGUUCAGACGUAUAUAAUGUAGAACC